AUGUCCUCUUCGAAUACGAAAGGUUCUUAUUACGACCUCUACAGGCGCAACAAUACAUCGGGUCAAUCGCAGAGCAGCCAAACACCUGCCGAUACUCAGACCAGUACUCACGACGGGACUGAGCAAGGAUAUUGGAAGGAGUAUGUGGAAGCUCGUCACCAGGUAGAGGAGAACAGACGAGAUCAACAGAAGGCAGAUCAGCCUUACCCAGACGUUCCACACUCCGACCCCACGGAGUCUGAUACUGAGGCGAACAAAGGCGAGGGUAAAAAGAGGCUUCAAGCCAGACUGUAUUCAAAGCCCAAAGAGCUCGACCAAAGAGUUAGCGAAUUGGGAGAUGUUCCACACUUCGAAGACACGGCGUCUGAUACUGGGGCGACCAUAGGCGAGGGCGAAGAGGACGUUCCAGACAUAGCGCACACGAAGCCUAAAGAGCUCCGCCAAAGAGAUAGCCAAUUGGGAGGUGUUUCUCAUACCAAAGGAACGACCCCUCGUGUUGCGACAAAGCGCGGCAAGCUUAUAGUGCACCCAAAGCCUAGAAAUCCCGACCAUUAUACCGAAGGAACGACGUCUAGUGUUGCGGCAACGAAGAAUGAUGACACGGGCUAG
Molecule: messenger RNA, 609 nt
Organism: Trematosphaeria pertusa
Lineage: Eukaryota; Fungi; Ascomycota; Dothideomycetes; Pleosporales; Trematosphaeriaceae
Exons: 1
Coding region: 1-609 (202 amino acids)
Source: RefSeq, a predicted model, not a curated record